Molecule: messenger RNA, 3218 nt
Organism: Phycodurus eques (leafy seadragon)
Lineage: Eukaryota; Metazoa; Chordata; Actinopteri; Syngnathiformes; Syngnathidae
Product: solute carrier family 25 member 53-like
Exons: 2
Coding region: 345-1217 (290 amino acids)
Source: RefSeq, a predicted model, not a curated record
ACGCCCAUGUAAAAUGUUUGAUUGAUAGAAAAAACCGACCAAUCCCUGACAACAUGACGUCUUAAUCUUGACCAAUAGUUAUUCUAAAGGGGGCGGGGCUAUAAUGGUUUAACGCACCGCAUUCUGUUGUGUGUGCGCGCGGCUACUUACAGCUAGAACUGAUGAAGGGUGACCGCUUUCUUUUUGUAAAUUCUUAUUGUGGAGUAAAAUAGAAGAACAUGUUAUCAUAACGUGGGGCAUGCUAAUUAAUGUUGAUGUUUCCUCCCUUUUCGAGUUGACAUCGAGAAGUCAAUGGUGCUGCUGCUGUGGAUUUUGUUGUAUCGUGACAUUUGAAAGACUCAAGGAUGGCAGGAAGUGCCAAGCCUACACAAGAUGAAGAGGUCCUGAGGCCCUCAAAGACACGUUUCCAUAGCUAUCUCCAUGGUGGAACUUCAAGCUUGUUCUCCACACUUAUUGUCUUCCCAGUCUACAAGACUGUUUUCCGCCAGCAAAUCCACAACAUUCAGGUUUACCGGGCAGUAGCGCAGCUCCACAAAGAAGGUCUUGUGAAGCUCUACAGGGGGGUGACCCCACCGUUACUGAUGAGGACACUCAGUGGUACACUGCUCUUUGGACUUCAAGAUACCUUGCUCCGCCUGCUCUCCCUGGCCUCCUUCAGUGUCAUCCCGUCCUCUGUGCUUCCUGCUGCGGCGGGGCUCGGUGUAGGAAUGAUCGAAGCGGUGCUAUUUACACCUUUUGAGCGUGUUCAGAAUGUGUUGCAGAGCGGACACAACGACCGCCGCUUACCAACACUAAAGAGUGUUCUUGUUAAGCUGAAAGCCCAAAAGCUGGCCUCUGGAUACUACCGCGCCUUCCUGCCCAUUGUGGCUCGUAAUGCCUUGGGCAGCUCCCUUUACUUUGGCCUGAAAGGACCCUUGAGUGCUGCUGUGACCGGGCAGGGGCUCUCCCCAUUAGCGUCCUCCUUCAUUUCUGGGACUGUGGCUUCCAUGGCGAUCAGCCUGACCCUGUUCCCUCUGUCUGUGCUUGUGGCCAACAUGCAGGUGGAGGUGCAGACAGAGGUGAAAGGCGUGAUGGCCUGCUGGAGGAUGCUGUGGAACUCCCGGCAGAGGAGUGUCCUAUUACUGUACCGCGGAGGUGCCUUGGUUAUUCUGAGAUCGUGUAUCACCUGGGGAAUCACCACAGCCAUCUAUGACAGGCAGCAAAAACACUCAAGCUGAGCAGCUGUUUCUAGAAAUAAUCGAACAGAAAUUCAAUACAUCCCACUGUGCAUCUAUUGGAUUUUCUCAACUUUAAGCAAAAUAGAAUUGGUAAAUUGCUGCUCAAAGAAGGGUAUAGCUGAUGUAGACAAAGUCUCCACUCUAUAUCAAUGUAGUAUGACUCCUUUAGUUAUUGUAUUUCAACAAGCAGUUAGGGAUACUCAACUUUCAGAUGACAUUUUAGUAUGAAGUAAGAAGAUGAACUUCAGAUGAAGAUUGGCCUUCUCUAAACUUUCGCAAGCACAUGUCAAGCUGUCCAAUGUUUCAACAACUUGCCAUUCUCAAGGAUUUGAAUGUGUUAAAAAAAAAAAAAAAAGGAUGUCCGCUUCUAUGCCAUUCUGUGACUCUUCCAGUCCCUCUAUACUCUAUCUCUGUUAUAACCUGCUGAGCUGAUGACACUGACGCUCUACGCUUAGUGACCACUUCCGUUGAAAACAUCCUGUUUGAAACCUCGCAAUGGUAAAAUACUGUUGAUCAAAUGUUGGGUGUCGUCUUGGUCUUAUGAUGUCGAAAUGUGAACAGAAUUAAGAGGACUGUUUAAAUGCCAAUUUUAAUUGAACAGGGAAAGUUGUUGGUCAAUUGAUGGAUUAAACACCUGUUGUGUGCCCUUCAGCUACUUGUUAGAGAACAGCAAGUUGUCUGAAAAGUACUGAAAAUGUCACAGUUGGAAGUGCAUUGAAAAGUUUCAAGGUCAAAUUAAGUUCAUCUGUAAAGGUUUUAGUGCAUUUUAGGUUCAUCCUGAAAUUUCACCCAAAAGCCGAAUAUUCCGAAGUUUUUGAGAGUAGUUUAUACAAUAAUGUAACCAUAAAUCAUGACUAUAAAAAGAAAUUGUUUAAAAAAACAAAACAAGAAGCCAUCUUCAUUUAGAAAAAAAAAGUCAUUUAUUCCCUGUUUCGACUUCCAUGUUGGAAACCCCAAAAUAAGGGUGCUGGUGACUCUCAUGUGCCUACUGUAUAAAAGUACUCAAGAAUCAGAACAGCUGAAUAAUGAAUAAUAUCCUUUGUGUAUUUUGGAGAGAAAUAUUUAAAAAGUGAUGGAUUUGUGUUCAAUAUGUAACGUUAAGGGUGUAGAGGUGGGAUGCGGAUGUUUUAAUGGAUUGAAAGAGUGGUAAGCGAAUCCACCAAGCACUAUUAUUCUUGGAAUGUAGAUAAAAUCACUCAACAAAUUCAAAACAUGCAAAAGAAACCUCAAUAUAUACAAGUAUAGUACAGUUUAGUCAAUUAGAAUAUCAUAUAAAUAGCUUAGGUCAAAAAGUUCAAUUCUUAUAUUGGACAGCUUCAUUAAAUACACAGAAAAACGCUUUUCAGAAGGCCAAUUUCUACCUAAUUUUUAUUAAAAUUCAGUUCGGUUGUUUCUUGUGUAAUAUUCUAAUAGGUUGAGAUCGUGAGUUGUGGGUUUUUGUUAGCUGUAAGCCGUAAUCAUCUAAUCAUAAAACUAUUACCAUCACAUAUUUUAUUUUGUGUUUAGUAAAGCUAUAUACUACACUGGUUUCACUUUUUGAAUUGAAAAUUUGAAAUAUUUAAAUUUAUCAAGGUGCACCUGGACUCUCACCGUUCACAAAAUCUAUACUGUAUAAAAUAAGACCUGUGUUGGAAAUAUGUGUCCUUUACAAAAACAAUAAUGCUCAGUUUUGAUUGAAACUGUCAGGGGUAGUAUUAAAGUAAGAAUACAAAAAUUAAUGUGAUUGAUGACAGUUGUGUAGAAUUGCAGUGCAUCAUACUAAAAGUUGUUACUGCAACAAUGUAUUGUUUAAGGAAUGUCUUUCUUGACAGUCUCCAUCAGAAUUGAGCAUUAAUAUGUUUGUGAAGCCACAAUUUUGUAUACGUUCGCAUAUUUAAUUGUAUUAGAUUGUGCAAUUGUAGCCUGUGAAGUGUAAAUAUAUAGCUGUAGAAAAAAAGCAAUUGACGUUACACUAGUCAUGGUUUUGCCUUAUUUUCUAUUAAAGCAAAUAUUUGUCAUGCA